AUGCUAAGCCCCAGCCUUUUGCUGCCGGGUGUCCGGUCGAUUUCCACAGCUUGUGGAACUGUCUCUGUUGGUGGUGUUCAAGCGCUGCUGCGGCGGCCUUUGGAGGAGCCUCGCUUCCCUCUCGUGCCCUGCGGAUUUCUUGCGCAGCUACCCCUUGCAUUGCGACCUGCACUGAAAUGGCUAGCGCAGAAGGACUCGCUGGCCCAGGACAUGCUUCUACUGACUUCACCAGCUGAGCGCACUCGAGCACGGUUUCUGGCCCUCGCUUAUGCAGAGCUGGUCAAUGCCGAGGUCGAGUACGUAAGCAUCUCUGCAGACACAACAGAGGCAGACCUCAAGCAGCGACGUGAGAUCCUCAGCGGUGGAAGUGUGGCGUUUUCAGAUUCCCCUCCAGUGAAAGCAGCACUGGAGGGAAGUAUUUUGGUGCUUGAUGGCCUGGAACGGGCAGAAAGGAACGUUCUCCCGACUUUGAACAAUCUGCUGGAGAACCGAGAAAUGUCACUGGAAGAUGGUCGAUUUCUCGUUGAAGCCCAGCGCUAUCAGCUUCUGAAGCCACUACAAGUUGCCCAUGAUUCGGGAACCAGGAGCGAUGCUUGCAGCACCAGCCGGCUUGCUGCCGUUCACCAGAACUUCCGCGUCGUGGCCCUGGCUUCACCUUGUCCGCCGUUCGAUGGUCGAGCUCUAGACCCACCGCUGCGUUCACGCUUUCAAUCGCUUUUGGUGCCUUCUGCUCCAGCGGAAGAGUUGGCAUCAUCUUUGAGGGGCCCACUCGGUGCCAAUGCCGGAAGCGUCGUCAUGGCUGCAGAAGCGAUCAUGGAGCUGGAGCGACAGUCCAUCCACCACAACACGGCUUUUUUCUCCUUUUCAAGCAGUGCCUUGCAAAGAUAUUGCUCGCGGAAGCCAGCUCAGCCUGAUGCUCUGCGCAUUCUGCAGCGGGUCUAUCCCCCUCUGGAGUAUGGUGAACUGUCACCACUCGCCGCUUCGCAAGUCAAGCAGGCCUUGCUGCAGCUGGGUAUGGACGCGAAUACUCGCGAAUCUGGCAAGGAAGGAGCUCAGAUGAUGUCAUGUGGCCAUUAUCGCACAGCAGAGUUGGAUGCAACUGCACGUGCAAUUCAGGCCGACAUGGCCGCUGGCAACAAUAUUUUGCUUGUGGCCCAUCGUGGUGCCGGUAAGAGUGCUCUCAUUCGGUCAUUGCAGCUUGAGACCUGGCAGACAUUCAAUCUCCACCGAGAUCUGACUGCCAGAGAUCUACUCCAGCGACGAGUGACAGAUGAAGUCUCAGGAGAAUCUGCAUGGGCAGACCAACCAGUUGCCAAUGCAGCGCGCACAGGAGAGGUCGUGGUUCUGGACGGGGUCCAUCGGCUUCCAGCCGGUGCGCUCGUUGCCGCUUUUGGCAGGCUUUGCUCUGAGCGCGAGCUGGAUUUGCCGGAUGGAACACGCCUGGUGGACCAUGCAUGCGAGGGCGCGGCUGGCCGUAAACAGAAGCUUGCAGGCAGUUUCAGGCUGGUGGCACUUGCAGAACCCGGCAGUUGGUUGAGUCCCGAAAUUGCUGGCCUCUUCUCUACACACUUCCUUCCGGAGAUGAUGCCUGCGGAGAUUGGUGAAGCUCUGCCACUGCUCGUCCCGGGAGCAACACCCAAACUUUGCCAGGACGUUGUGUGCAUGGCCUCAGCAGCAUUGGCCACUCAAUCCGACACCUCUUUCUCUGAAAGAGAACGCGAUCUGAUGAGACUAUCUCUCCGCGUUCUUCUGCGAAUAGUGCGCCAGGCGGCAAUCAGUCCUGACAGAGGGUCCCUGCCCAAGAUCGUGCACAACACAAUGAUGUCCUGCUUCUGGCCAGUGCGGCUUCGAGAGGCUAUGGAAGGAUGGCUAAAGCCAAUCGAGCGAGAGUAUGCUUUCGACACGUUAAAGCACGGAAUCGAGAGAGACGUCAGUGACGUCGAUGACGAUGCCCUGCUCUUUGGCUUGCAAGUCAGACGGCGCCGGCCCUCAAGGCCGGAACUGGUUCCUGCUCCGCGAAGCUUCUUCAGCAGUCCUGCAGCUGUGAGCGCAGUUCGGCAAAUUCUGAUGUGUGACUUGGCUGGCGAGCAUGCAGUGCUACUUCUGGGGAACCAAGGCGUUGGCAAGAACGUGGCUGCGGAUCGCACGCUGCAGUUGCUUCAGGCGGAGCGUGAGUAUGUGCAGCUACACCGCGACACAACAGUAAGUUCUCUGACAGUGCGUCCAGUGCUGCAGAACGGCCGCUUGCGUUACGAAGACGCUCCGCUGGUACGGGCUGCGAAGCAUGGAAGGGUUUGUGUACUGGACGAAGCUGACAAAGCGCCAAUCGAAGUGGUGAUAAUUCUCAAAGCGCUCGUCGAGGAUGGAGAACUGCUCUUGGGAGAUGGGCGCCGACUGUGCCGAAAACGAAAUCGCCCGUCCGACAUUUUGAUCAAUCCAGAUUUCCGGCUGUGGGUUUUGGCAAAUCGUCCUGGCUUCCCUUUCCAUGGAAAUCACUUUUUCCGUGAGUGUGGUGACGUUUUUGCGGCCGUUGUGCUGGACAAUCCGGACAUUUGCUCGGAGACGGCGCUUCUACACCACAUAGCUCCCACAUACCCCAAGCGGCAGAUCCUGGACAAGCUGGCUCUGGCUUUUUCCGAACUCAGGAAGCUGGCAGAGAGCACCGCGAUCUCUUAUCCCUACUCUAUGCGAGAGGCCAUAGCGGUGGCGCGGCAUUUGGAGAAGUUUCCGAAGGAGUCUGUGGCUGACGCAUUGAGCAACGUGCUCACCUACGAAGCCUUUGACCCUCCCCUGCUAAGGCAGCUCCUGCAUGUCUUCGAUUCGCAGGGUCUCCGAGUCGAGGAACUGAAAGCUGUCUUCAAUACAGUCUCGGGUGACAAAGGCAGCCGCUCGCUGAAAGCAGCGGAUAUUGAGAUUAGGUAUUACCCUGCACACGGAGGAGGUCGUAGCACACCGCGGACGCCAGCGCAAGAGCCGAAACAUGGGGAGGUUGAUCCCACUGGCGCUCCGCAUGUUGGAGGCAACCGCUGGGCCGGAGGCAGUGGUGGAUCGGACACAGCAGGUUUGGGAGGCCGUGGAGGACCAUACCGACUGUGGGAUGGAAAUCCAGUAUUCCAGGUGGAUGACGCAAUGAAAGAAGUCAGCUCGGAGUCGAAAAGCAAAGCCAGAGCCUUGGCCCGGCAGGCAUGGCAAAACCGUUCGGCAGACAUUGAAAAGAUGGAUCCGAUUAUGUGGGCUCUAUAUGAAGACAUUCUCUGCAACGUCGAACCUCAAGUGGCACAGUUGCGGGCUAUUUUCCGAGAUGCCAAGGACAAGAAGACAGAGCGUGUCUGGAGGAGAAAUUGCUCCGAUGGUGAACUGGAUGACACGCGACUGGUGGAAGGUAUUGCAGGAGAACGCAGUGUCUACAAGAAGCGUGGAGAAGCUGAAGUACGAAACCAGCACGGCGAAAAUACCACAAGGCAGAAGCGACGCCUGUGCUUCGUCAUGGACUGCUCUGGUUCAAUGUACCGCUUCAACAGUUUGGAUGGGCGGCUAAACCGAAUGCUGGAAGCUACAUGCCUGAUUCUGGAAAGUAUGGAGGGCCACACAAACUUUGAUUACGCGAUACUUGGCCACUCUGGAGAGAGUGCUCAUAUCCCCUUUGUAUGCUUCGGGCACCCGCCAGCCAAUCGUGGGGAGCGGCUUAAGAUCCUCCAGAAGAUGUUGGCACACAGCCAAUUCUGCUUUCCGGGGGACAACACUAUCGAGGCGACGGAUGCAGCCAUAGACUACGUUCUUCAAGACUUUUCCGUGGAGCCUGAGCGCGAAAAGCAGGCCUUUGUCGUGGUCAUGUCUGAUGCCAACUUCAGGCGCUACGGUUUGGACCCUAUCUGGUGGAGCAACUCACUGCGACGAAGCUCUCGAGUGGAUGGCCAUGCCGUUAUGAUCGGCUCCAUCGGCGAGGAGGCAUCGAAAAUUCGCGAUGCCCUGCCACCUGGGCAAGGGCACGUGGUGUUGGACACGGCUUUGCUGCCAAGCGUUUUGAGGUCAAUUUUUGAACAAGCCGGCAUGAUCUGUGACGAGCUAUGA
Molecule: messenger RNA, 4071 nt
Organism: Symbiodinium sp. CCMP2456
Lineage: Eukaryota; Dinophyceae; Suessiales; Symbiodiniaceae
Source: the annotation of a GenBank genome assembly